This is a messenger RNA of Desarmillaria tabescens, 833 nucleotides long. RefSeq lists its product as uncharacterized. The coding region runs from base 1 to 654 and encodes 217 amino acids. The transcript has 4 exons. NCBI's taxonomy places the organism in Eukaryota, Fungi, Basidiomycota, Agaricomycetes, Agaricales, Physalacriaceae. The record is from RefSeq and is a predicted model, not a curated record.
AUGAGAAGAGUUGAUUGGCACGUCACCCAAGAGCAAGCAUCUUUAAUUCGCGACCACGCCAACGGCCUCUCUUCUGUCCCUUUAUCUGUGCAGGAUUGCCUCACGUCCUACAUCGUGUCUAUUCUUAGUCGCUACAGCCAUCACAAACUAUCGACUGUGACCAAUGCUGCUAGUUAUCGAAAUGUUGCGACUCCAUUUAUUGACGCAAAUGUUGCUGGAAACUGUAUAUACAUUCCUACCUGCCCUAUAAUGCCAACGGAUGGGUUUCUUUCCAUCGCGCAAAAAGUGCGACGAUCCCUUCUCGAAGCCAGGUCUCCUAGCUUUAUCGAGAGCUAUAUGUCCGUUGCUGGGUUUCAUAUGCUACGUGCUGCGAACGAAGACAAGAAGUUCUUCUUUGGUUCCGAUUCGAAUGUACUAUCCGUGAAUUCUAAUUUAUCGUUCGAUUGGCGUGCUGUUCACUUUGGUUAUCCUGGAGGAUCUAGAUUUUAUACUACUGGCAUAUCGAAGUUUUAUCUAAGGGUGUUCAAGUCAAAUACUGAGGAAACAGGUAUAGAACUGUCACUAGGAGUUCCGGAGGAUAUGUGUGAUACGAUAACGAAGACCUUACAGUCAGAUUUUGCGCACUUGGACUUUCCGAAUAAUAUAAUCUUGUAGGGUCCUUUUAGCAUCGCUGAUCGAGACUUGAUGAUCGAGAGCGGGUGCAGUUUACGUCGAGACCUUUACGUUAACACAUCUUGACCUGUAACCACGACAUCACCCUUCAUAAAUAUACCUCAACAUCUUGAAAUAUAUCAGAAAUGGACCAUCUUGUUAAGGAAUGGCUGCGGAUGGAC